AUGGAGCUACCAAAUGCCAUUCCCUAUGCAUUCGAGUUUCGUCCAGAGUCGACUGCAUUGGUCAUCAUUGACAUGCAGCGAGACUUUGUCGAGCCUGGAGGUUUUGGCAGCAUUCAAUGCGGCGAUGACAAAGUGUUCAAUGCAGUGCGUAGGAUUGUCCCUGUGGUCCAGCGAGCCUUGGAAGCAUCUCGGAAGCUGGGACUUUAUGUCAUGCACACUCGAGAGGGACAUCUCCCCGAUCUAUCAGAUUUACCCGCGUCUAAACGACUGAGACAGACGAACGCUCCCAAUGGCCAUCAUACUAUCGGUAUUGGAGAGCCAGGACCUAUGGGUCGGUUGCUUAUCAGAGGAGAGUAUGGCCACGAUAUCGUUGACGAGCUUAGGCCUUUACCAGGAGAAGUAAUCAUUGAUAAGCCUGGAAAAGGGUCGUUUUGGAAGACAGGCUUUCACCGAGCGCUGUUGAACCGAGGCAUCACGCAUUCGUUGCUUGCUGGAGUGACUACCGAGUGCUGUGUAAAUACCACGGCUCGUGAGGCUGCCGAUCGUGGCUUCGAGUGCUGCAUACUGAACGACUGUACCUCCGGCUUUGAUGCCAACCUGGUGACGAGCGCCAACGCUACUAUCUGUGCCUACGACGGUCUUUUCGGCUACGUCGCACUGAAGAGCAUGUCAAUCUCAGAUCUCUCUCAAGCUUAUCGUCAGAACACACUAAGGCCGAUGGAUGUCAUUCGAGCCGCUGCUGAAAAGGCAUCAGAGUAUCUCCGUCAGAAUCCAUGUGUGGCGACCAUUCUCACCAACCCGGAAACAUUGAUUCGAGAGGCAGAGAGCUUGCAACAAAAAUUCGUUGGUAAACCACUACCGCCGCUCUACGGUAUCCCCUUUACAAUCGGAAGAUAUGAGGACUAUGCAGAGAUAGACGCUUUGGUUGAUGCUGGUGCCUUGUUGGUGGGAAGUCUUUCUGAACCUUCGGCCUCAGUGGCUGGCCUCGGCGUGUCGUUCGCUCUAGAUAGCUAUCCGUCCAGUAUCGCCCGCACUCGGACGUCGACAGGUGUCACUGUGUUCGAUCCGACCUCCACUGGACCGACGUCGAUCGUAGCUCAGUCCAGCGAGGAGGCACACAAGGUUUGGCUGGUCAUCGACCAGGGCCCCAGCGACGAGGAAAAUACGCUGAUCGUGCCUCGCAGCGUUGUCGACUCAUGGGUCUGGCAUGUCGACUUUUGUGGUACAAAGACCGGUGGCUUUGUGUUCGGCUUGCUCAGAGACAAAUCUUGCUGCUCUGAUGUUUCCCACCAUCUCCGUACUCAAAAGGCUAUUCAGCAACUUCAAGCAGCCGGCGGCCGAGCCCAAGAAAUUGACUACGCCGUGUUCGAGCAAGCCAAAAAGGUCAAUCGGGACAUGUUUCUGUUGGCGGUCAAGGAAACUGUUAGCAUGCAGGCAGUAUUGGAGCUUCAGGUCAGGCAGUUGGAGUUGUCUCGAGCAGCGACAAAGAUUCUGGAAACAGUCGAUGUCUUGGAUGACCCCAUGACAACAUGUUUAUGUCACUCUGCCUGCGAACGUGCGGAGCAAACUCGCUGUCUUGUCGAGAGCUUGGGGUUGUGUGGCAUCAGUGUCGACUCCGGGCUUAUUCAGACGCAACAGGGAUACAAUGGACUAACGCUUAUGCUUGUUGGGGGAACAGGGAGGGAUGGGAGGAUACUCGAUAUAGCACGGGAACUGGAAAAGACGAUGUCACACCGAUUCGCGUAG
This is a messenger RNA of Aureobasidium namibiae CBS 147.97, 1746 nucleotides long. Its product is annotated as Isochorismatase hydrolase. NCBI's taxonomy places the organism in Eukaryota, Fungi, Ascomycota, Dothideomycetes, Dothideales, Saccotheciaceae. The transcript has 5 exons. The record is from RefSeq and is a predicted model, not a curated record. The coding region runs from base 1 to 1746 and encodes 581 amino acids.